AAGAUGAGAGAUGUCAUCACAGGCUUGACCAGAGAUGAUAUCCCUACCCAGGUCUGUGUCAGGGUGCUGAGUAAAAAACCAGGACUCAAAGAUACCAACUUUCAGGUCUUAGGAGUGAAACUGAAUCUGGUCAGCCACCUGGCAAUGAACUCCAAGUUCAGCCAGACCUCUGCCCAGUGUAUUCUGGGAGACAUGGUGGACAAGGUGGGGGAUGUGAAGAAUGGGGGCACCUGUCAGGAGGCUCUCAGCUGUAUAGCAGAGGCCACAUCACUGGAGUUUGUGGCACAGGAGGUAAUGAAACUAGCCUUUGCUCAAAAGAAUCCCAAGAACCAAUCUGAGGCACUGAACUGGCUUGCCAAGGCAGUCAAGGAGUUUGGAUUUAAAAUCAAUGUUAAACCUGUGAUAGAAGUACUCAAGAAGGCCUUUGCAGCUACAAACCCAGCUGUGAGAACCUCUGCUAUUGCCUUUGUGGCUGUGGCACACAUGUAUAUGGGACCUACACUCAGGACUUUGUUUGAGGAUGAGAAACCUGCUCUCUUACAACAGAUUGAUGACGAGAUUGCCAAGGUUCAAGGAGAGAAGCCUCCAGCACCUACCAGAGGCACCACUCCAAAAGACAAAGGUGGUGAUGAUGAUGAUGAGGAGGAGGAAGAAGGAGAGGAGCAGGCAGAUGUGGCAGAUUUGGUCCCUAGAAAUGACAUCAGUGAUAAAAUCACAGAGGAAAUUGUGACAGAGAUGGCAGACAAAAACUGGAAGAUCAGAAAUGAGGCUCUUCAGAAGGUUGCUGCCAUAAUCAAUGAGGCCAAGUUCAUUACUCCAAACUUGGGCAGUCUCCCAGAGGCCUUGAAGGCAAGACUAGGAGAUUCCAACAAGAUCUUGGUUUCCACUUGCCUUACUAUCUGUCAAACUCUGGCCACUGCUAUUGGUCCCAAAAUCAAACAGCAUGUGCGCAUUAUCGGGCCAGGGAUGGUAGGAUGCUUUGGAGAUUCCAAGCCCCAGCUGAGAGCAGCCACAGGGACUGCACUGGAUGCCUGGGUGGAGCAAUGCACUUUGCUUCCUUUCUUGGAGGGAGAGAUCUUCAGUGAGCAUCUGAAGAAAGGAAAUCCAAAUCUCAAGACAGAGCUGCUUGGAUGGCUGGCCACAAAGUUGCCCAGCUGCAAGAAGGUGCCCAAAGACAACAAGGAGGAGCUCCUGGCUUGCAUCUCCUCCAUUCUCACCUGUCUGGAGGACAGGAAUGCUGGGGUGCGCACCAAGGCUCAGGAGGCCCUGGUCCCUUUCAUGAUCCACACAGGCUACGAUGCCUUCCUCAAGGCCUGCAAUUCAUUGCCUGCAUCUUCCAAAGAACCAGUGAAGGCUCAGUUAGAUAAGGCUAGGGAAAAUCUUCCCGCAAAACCGCCACCUAAAAGUAAGAGCACAACAUCUGCUGCCCCUACACCAGUAGCAGCACCACCUGAGGAUGAUGAGCCAGAGCCUGCACCAUCAGCACCCAAGGCAGCAGCCAAGUCCCCACCUAAAGCUGAAGGCAAGCCAAAGGCUGGAGGCAAGAUUGUAGUCAGAGGAAUGAAGAAAGGACCAGCUGCUGGAAAAAGCAGUAAAAAAGACGUGGAGGUUGACCUGAGUCCUCCCCUUACCAUUGGCUCAUCCAAAGAGAAGAGAAUGAAGGAUGAGAAAAACUUGAAGACAUUAAAAUGGAACUUUACCUCUCCACUGCCUGAAUUUGUUGAGCAGCUGAAGAAGGAUAUGGAACAAAAUGUGAACAAGACAUUGAUGGAUCAGAUGUUUAACAAAGACUUUAAACAACAUAUCAAAGCAUUGGACACCUUAAUAAAAGCAGUUGAAGAACACCGUGAUGCCACUGUGGCCAACCUUGACCUAAUCCUCCGCUGGAUGACCUUGAGGUUCUUUGAGACUAAUCCCACUGUCCACAUCAAGGCCCUGGAGUACCUGGCCUCUGUGUUCAGUCUACUGGCAGAGGAGGACUAUCACCUCCUGGAGUUUGAAGCCUAUGCCUUUGUGCCAUACUUGAUUCUUAAGGUUGGAGAUAAGAAUGAAAACAUAAGGCGAGGUGUGAGGAAUAUAUUCAAGCUUAUUUGUAAAAUAUACCCAGCCAGCAAAAUGUUUAGUUUUAUCCUGGAUGGGUUGAAAAGCAAGAAUUCUAAACAGAGAACAGAGUGUCUAGAAGAACUGGGCAGUCUGAUAGAAGUGUAUGGCAUCAAUGUUUGUCAGCCGUCCCCAGCACAAGCCCUGAAGUUGAUAGCAGGCCAGAUCAGUGACAGGGACAACAGUGUCAGGUCUGCAGCCCUCAACACGGCAGUAGAGGCAUAUGUCAUCCUGGGGGAAAGUGUGUUCAAGUAUAUUGGGAAUUUACCCGACAAAGAGCAGGCGAUGUUGGAGGAGAGGAUCAAAAGGUCCAACAAGAACAGACCUGCUACAGCACAGCAGCCACAGCCAGUGAAGACCUCCCCAGACAGGGAGAGACCCCAGACUGCACCUGCUGCUGCUGCCUCCAAGGCCAAAAUGCAGGGAAUUCCAGGCCCACGUGUCGCCACUCCUGUACGCCGCUCUGCCUCUGGUAAUGUGAAGAGAGAGUUUGCCUUGGAGCUUGAUGACCAAGAUGAGCCAAACAAAUAUGAAAUGCCAAAACUAGUGGAUGUUGAUGUAGAUGAAAUUUUGAAUGAUACAGUGCAGAUUCCCAAGACCAGAGCUCGACCUCCUAGUCCAUUAUCUAAACUACUUCACCGCUCAGCUGAUGCCAACACAGCUAUAGACCUGGUUAUAUCUCAGAUCACAAGUGGGGACAUCAGUGUCUGCAUACAGUCAUUGGCACAGAUUGAUGGCAUGUUGAAGAAGGAAGACCGUGCAGAGCUGCUGACCAAUCAUGUAGACCAGCUCCUGGUGGCCAUUACUGUCCAGUUGAAGAUGGCCCACACAAAACACAUGGGGGACCCAAACACUGACAGUGAAGAUGUUAUUACACUGUGUAGAGCACUGUUAGGGACACUGCUAGAGCUGUUCCAGUCCAAAGUAUUAUCCAAAGUUGCCAGCCGCGAUGUCCUGAAAGAGCUUAUCUCCAUGAUGGUCACUAUUCUGCUUGACCGUCGUCUGGAGGACUUCAGCGAGGGGCCGCAGCUGAUGCGGUCAGUCAAUGUGAUGGUCGUCAAGAUUGUGGAAAAAUCCAACAGCACAAAUGUCAUGAGUGCACUAAUAAAACUAUUCCAUGAAUGCAUGGCCAGUGAAACAUGUUCUUACAAAUUUAUAGAACUUGUCAUGAAGUGUUUGUGGAAGAUGAUGAGGAUGCUUCCAGACAUUAUCAAUGAUAUUGAUGUAGAGGUGAUUCUCUAUGACCUACAUGCCUUCCUCAAACAAUUCCCCACAUACACCUGGAAAGACAGAGCUGAGGGAGACACACCACUGAGGACAGUCAAAACUAUUAUGCAUUCUUUGGCAAAGAUGAAAGGAAAUAAAAUCCUCAGUGAUAUAGGCAGAAUAGAGAACCCAGCAGAGUCUGAGGUGGUCCAGUAUUUGAACAAGGUGCUCAAGCAUGGAGUGGGUGGGGGCACAGCUGUUGCUGUCUCUAAUACCAAGAAUGAGCAGAAUGGCUCCUCUGAAGAUUCUAAAACACCCAGGAGAGAGAGCACUGGCAAGUCUUCCAAAAGACUGAGUAAAAGUACACAUGACACUCUGGCAGAGAUAUUCAAGAAGAUUGGCUCUAAAGAAAAUACAAGAGAGGGUCUCAAUGACCUGUAUGACUUCAAGCAAAAGAACCCAGAAGCUGACCUUGAACCAUUCCUCCGCAAGUCUUCCCAGUUCUUCCAGAAUUACAUUGAGAGGGGACUGAAGAACAUUGAGCUUGAGAGACAGGCAGGAGAGAAGUUGCCCACUCCGUCAUUUGGUUCCAUGUCAAGCCAGCCAGAGGGUGUUCAACUAGGGGCGUCCCUGGACACAGCCAAAGGUGAUGUGAACCCUGCCAUGUACAUGGAGAGACUGAAGAUCCUGCGGGCCAGGUGUGGCUUAGAUAAUAACAGUCAGCAGUCUACAGAAACUGUACAGAAACCUGUUAAAAGCAGUAGUGAGGAGACUUUAGCCAGUAAUCUUCCUACACUUUCAAGUAGUGGCACCAGUACUGCACAACCACAAGAGAGUGGAGAUGAUAAUAGUGAAAAUAAGCCUGCUGCCGCUCAAGUCAAUGUGGCAGACUUGAAGAAAAGACUGGACCGAAUCAAGAGACAAGCACAGAUGGACAGUUAACAUAACUUAUCUUAUGAUAUAAAUGUGAAAGGCACAUUUGAAUAAUGUCUAAAAAUGUGUUAAACAAGUUGUUACUGAGGACAAUAAGCUACUUUGGGGAUUUUUAUAAGACUAGUAUGCAGACAACAAUAAUAUCUCUCUUUGAAGAGUACAGUAAAGAAACAAGGAAUGCAUAUAUUAAGGCAACCAUGUUAAGAGGAAGAUUUAGAAAAAAAGGUCAGAAAAACUUUGAGUAAAAGUUUUUCAAUCAAAAGAUUAAUAUUAGUCAACCAGACUGCAUUAUGGAGAAGACAUGUUCAGUAUUGCCAAAAUUUUACAAUAAAUGCCAACAAUGCUUGCAUAUGAUCACAAAAAUAUUUGAGAAUGCUUUGAUAAUUAAUGUAAAGCCAUUAGGUUUAUGUACACCAGUAUCAUGUAAUCUUUUCAUUUAAUUUAUGGAACUCCUUAUACAUAUUCAGCCGUCAGUAAUUGAUGUAGUUUGCAUAUGUAUACUUUGUAAUUGCCAAAAUGCAGGGGUUACUUGCAGAACUGUAUUGAAAUACAGAUGAUUUGUAUGAGAUGUGCACGAGUGAGAGUGAAGACACAUUUGUUGCCAUUAUUAUUGUUAUUAUUAUUAUUAUAUGUAUUAUAAUAACAAUUUUUUGUUGAUAGAUGAAUAGUGUGUAUAUGUAUAUAAACCAAUAUUUAACAGAUCAGAGUAAUCAUAAGAGCAUGUUUUGAUUGUAUAGCUGCUCUAUGCAAGGUACCUGGCACCAAGGUGGAUCUGACCAAAUUGUAAUAAAGUCUCAAAAGAGUAAUUUGUAAUUUUGGUUUUCUGGUCAACCCUUCACUUAAAGGAACUACACUGCAAAUCUUGCAAAUAUACAGGCUCCAAAUGGCAAAAGAACAUUGCAA
This is a messenger RNA of Lingula anatina, 5142 nucleotides long. RefSeq names its product cytoskeleton-associated protein 5. Lineage: Eukaryota; Metazoa; Brachiopoda; Lingulata; Lingulida; Lingulidae. Gene Ontology annotation, biological process: establishment or maintenance of microtubule cytoskeleton polarity; spindle organization; microtubule polymerization. The record is from RefSeq and is a predicted model, not a curated record. Gene Ontology annotation, molecular function: microtubule plus end polymerase activity; microtubule plus-end binding.